AUGGAUGGUGACCCCAAACGGAGACGGCUGGAUCCUCCUGAAGAUGCCCUGCACGACUACUUCCAUGUUCCACGCCGGCCUCUUCUGCAUCCCCCACCGCUCGGCACGAGCCUCGCUCCACGGCUUCAUCCCAUGGAUGGCACCGGACCCUUCCAAAGGUGCGAGCCUGCACCGGUCAUCCGACAUCGGCCUGAAGACUCAUGGCCUCCGGGACCGCGCUACCGCGUGCAGUGCGUUCUGGGCAAGGGAACCUUUGGCACGGUUUGCAAGGCAGUGGAACUCCGCAGCCAACGGACGGUU
This is a messenger RNA of Symbiodinium necroappetens, 300 nucleotides long. The record is from the annotation of a GenBank genome assembly. Lineage: Eukaryota; Dinophyceae; Suessiales; Symbiodiniaceae.